AUGUUGUCUACACUGCUGGCCUGCGCGCUCGCGGGCCUAGCGAGCGUCACCGCAAUCCCAACGAUAUCCGUAAAAGGCACCAAAUUCUUCACCAGCGACGGCGAACAAUUCUUCGUCCGCGGAAUCGCGUAUCAACUUGUCCCAGACGAUCCGCUGGUCGACAACAAGCAAUGCGAGCUCGACGCCAAGCUCAUGAAGACGGUCGGCGCAAACUCCAUCCGCGUCUACCAUGUCGAGCCCGACGCGGACCACGAUGCGUGUAUGAAGACGUUUGCCGAUGCCGGAAUUUAUGUCUGGUUGGAUCUUGAUACGUUCAAUACCCAGAUUGAACAAGACCACCCUAGAUGGAACCAGACGCAGGUUGAGGCCUUCCAGAAAGUUAUGGACGCGUUCCACGAAUACGACAAUCUUGCGGGCUUGUUUGUAGGGAACGAAGUAAUAACGAAAGAGAAUGGUACUGUUGCUGCCCCGUACAUCAAAGCUGCCGGCAGGGACAUGAAGGCCUACCGCGACUCCAAGGCGUAUCGCAACAUCCCCAUUGGAUACUCGGCGGCCGACAUCGCCUACAACCGGCCCAUGCUGCAAAACUACCUGGCCUGCGGGGACAACUCGUCCGAGGCUCUCGAUUUCUUCGCCCUCAACACCUACUCCUGGUGCGGAGACUCGUCUUACCAACAGUCUGGCUACAAGGAACGCGUCAGGGAGGCCCAGGAACUCAACAUUCCCAUUUUCAUUUCGGAGACCGGCUGUAGGGAGCCACGACCGCGUACCUUCGAGGACCAGGCAGCUAUCUUUGGGGAAAUGGCGUCCGUGUAUUCCGGCGCAAUUGUAUACGAAUGGAUCGAAGAAGCGAACAACUACGGCCUCAUCUCGUACGGCCCCAAAGUGGAGCCCGAUGAAGAGCAUCCCGACGGCUUCACCCGCUCCGGCACGCCCACGCCCGUGACACCUGACUUCGCCAAUCUCAGCAACCAGUGGAAGACGCUCACCCCGUCCGGCGUCAAGGAGAAGGACUAUUCCCCUACACUGACGCCUCCCGCGUGCCCGACCUAUAUGUCGAACUCGGCAUCCCAGUGGCAGGUGAGCGGCAAUGUCCCCCUGCCCACUAUUGGCCAGAUAUACGAGGCGGAAGCCACCAAAAGGCCCGGAGAAGGGGCGCAGGUGACCAAUACCCAGCCUACGAACGCCAGCCCAACGAAAGGCGCUGCGCCAGAGAGCCUUCUGAAGGAGAUCAAGGAGCACGCAACCACGGGCAGAGCAGGCUGCCAAUCCGCACCCUGCAAAAUCAAAAUCCAAAAGGGCGAACUCCGCCUCGGCGUGGAAUGGUACAACGGAGCCGCCGACCAAUUCUGGACGGGAUGGCGGCACUGGCGCUGCGUGACGCCCGCCCAACUGCAGGCCAUGAAGGACAUCUGGGCCGUGGACGAGAUCCCUGGUUUCAAGCAACUCAACGCCGUCAGCCAGAAGCAUGUCCGGGAUGCGUUCCGCGAGGGGGAAGUCGUGGAUAAGACGUUUGAGGGUUUCCCGAGGGAGGGGGAGGUCGUCGAGUCGGCGGUUGCGGAGAAGACGGAGGCGAAGCAGAAGGCGAAGACGAUUGCGGCGUAUAAGAUUGAUGUUGCGGUGCGCGUUGCGAAGUGCCGUCAUAGCAUGUGUGGGGAGGGAAAGAAGGAUAUCGUCAAGGGGAUGCUGAGGUUUGGGAUUGUGUAUGAGGAGACGAGUAACUGGGAGUAUUAUCACUGGCAGUGUGCUACUCAGGCGGAUAUCCGGCGGAUGAAGGAAUAUCAUGAGGCUUAG
Westerdykella ornata is the source of this 1794-nucleotide messenger RNA. RefSeq lists its product as uncharacterized. The record is from RefSeq and is a predicted model, not a curated record. Bases 1 to 1794 code for a protein of 597 amino acids. Gene Ontology annotation, cellular component: cytoplasm; fungal-type cell wall. Gene Ontology annotation, molecular function: 1,3-beta-glucanosyltransferase activity; DNA binding; zinc ion binding. The transcript is spliced from 4 exons. Gene Ontology annotation, biological process: fungal-type cell wall (1->3)-beta-D-glucan biosynthetic process. Lineage: Eukaryota; Fungi; Ascomycota; Dothideomycetes; Pleosporales; Sporormiaceae.